This is a messenger RNA of Amphiprion ocellaris (clown anemonefish), 2116 nucleotides long. Its product is annotated as protein NLRC3-like. The coding region runs from base 581 to 1174 and encodes 197 amino acids. The record is from RefSeq and is a predicted model, not a curated record. NCBI's taxonomy places the organism in Eukaryota, Metazoa, Chordata, Actinopteri, Pomacentridae. The transcript has a single exon.
CUGCUGCAGUUUGCCGACGUAAACUAAACUGUGGCUUGAAGUAGAAGUUCCAGAGGGUGUUUGAGGGCAUCGCUAAAGCAGGACAGCCGACCCUCCUGAAUGAGAUCUACACAGAGCUGUACAUCACAGAGGGAGGGACUGCAGAGGUCAGUGAUGAACAUGAGGUCAGACAGAUUGAAGCAGCAGGAAGAGCAGAAGCAAGCAUCAGAGCAGAAGACAUCCUUAAAGGCUCAUCUGGAAGAGAUGGACCAUUCAGAACAGUGUUAACACAGAAGCUGACUCUGAACUGGGGUGAAGACAAAAGCAACCAGGACAUCUACUUCAUGUUUCCAUUGACUUUCAGAGAGCUGAAUGUCCCGAAAGAGAGAAAAUUGAGUUUGGUAGAACUUGUUCAUCACUUGAUGAGUAUCGCCUUCCUCUGGACUUCCACAACAAUGAGGUCCUGACUGAUGUUACAGAGUCCACCUCAGUGGAUGUGCUGCUGACAAACCUGAUCAGGGGGAAGCUGCUUCCCUCUGCUCACCUCUGGAUAACCACACGACCUGCAGCAGCCAAUCAGAUCCCUCCUGACUGUGUGGACAUGGUGAUGGAGGUCAGAGGGUUCACCGACCCACAGAAGGAGGAGUACUUCAGGAAGAGAUUCAGAAAUACGAAGCAGGCCAGCAGGAUCAUCUCCCACAUGAAGACAUCACGAAGCCUCCACAUCAUGUGCCACAUCCCAGUGUUCUGCUGGAUCACUGCUACAGUUCUAGAGGAGCUGCUGAGAGCCAGAGAGGGAGGAGAGCUGCCCAGAACCCUGACUGAGAUGUUCAUCCACCACCUGGUGGUUCAGGCCAAAGUCAAGAAGGUCAAGUAUGAUGGAGGAGCUGAGACAGAUCCACACUGGAGUCCAGACAGCAGGAAGAUGAUUGAGUCUCUGGGAAAACUGGCUUUUAAUCAGCUGCAGAGAGGAAACCUGAUCUUCUAUGAGUCCGACCUGACAGAGUGUGGCAUCAGUAUGAGAGCAGCCUCGGUGUACUCAGGAGUGUUCAUACAGAUCUUUAAAGAGGAAAGAGGGUUGUACCAGGACAAGGUGUUCUGCUUCGUCCAUGUGAGCGUUCAGGAGUUUCUGGCUGCUCUUUCUGUCCAUCCGGCCUUCAUCAACUCUGGACUCAACCUGCUGGAAGAACAAUAAACAACAUCCCAUUGGACUGAACUGUUCCAAAGUUAUUCAAUGGUUUUCUACCAGAGAGCUGUGGACGAGGCCUUACAGAGUCCAAACGGACACCUGGACUUGUUCCUGCACUUCCUCCUUGGCCUGUCACUGCCGACUAAUCAGAAUCUCUACGAGAUACCCAGUGGCGUGUACAGAUAGACACCAGGUGGUGCUAGAGCACCUGCCCCUUGCCCUCAGUAUCAAGCAGGUGCCCUCCAUGUCUCAACUUUUUUUUUUGAAAUUUAAACAUUAAACACACACAGAGGCACACACACACGACCCAUGCUGUGCCGUGCCAAACAUGAUUAAAUUGGCAAGUUGUGUUAAUGUCAAGAUGUGUUAAUUUGAAGUCAGCAUCGAAUCACAAAACCUACUGCUUUUCCCUUUGUAGGGUGAAACCUUCCACUAUAUUGUACAUCUGGACAAACGCCUGGGUUUUUAGUUUAUUUUUUCUCUGCUGUUUUUUGCUUUGUUACAAGUUUAUCAAAAUGAUUCACCCUUUGAAAAUGCAAAAAGCUUUAACUGGAGCUUCUUUCCUGAAGAUAUACAGCUGAUACGUCAAACUAAUCCUAUAUGUGAAGUUGUGUUUUUGUACCUACAUUCUGGUGUUUGCCCUGGUGUAUUAUGUGAUGUAUUGUUGCAGCCAUUUCAUCAUCAUUAAAUCCACUGGCCCAGAUGUGAGAUACACCAGAGCAUUAAUUUAGACUUUAAACGUAGGGUAACAUGAUUAAACUUUAUUUUUUUUAAGAAAAUGUUUGUUGGACAUCAAAAGGCAGUUGAAAUCCAUUUGCAAAUGCAUCAUAAUUGUACAGGUAUUUUACAAAUGCAUAAAACUGGUGAAUUCAAGAUUAAUACUGUAAAUAUUUUUCUAAAAUUAGAUACAGUUAGUGACAAUAGAAAAAUUAAAUAUCAGUUACAUAG